CGACGUCAAUGCUUUAAAGCCUGUACACGGCUGCUCCUAUGUAGAACUGUGGAAAGUAGUAAUCAUGUCGAACAAAGCAGAUAUAGAGCUGCGCGAAUUCGCCUCACCCGAGCCCGAAAUCCUGAAAGCCGGCCCCAACAUCGACCUCGAAGAAAAGGGCGAGGCCGGCGAAGGCUACCUUCUCCAAAUCGACACCAGCACCGGCUACGGCAACCUCAAACUCGCUUCAGACGGUCACACGGUUCUCAUCCCACAACCCAGCGACGAUCCUAACGAUCCGCUCAACUGGUCAUGGACUAAAAAGCAUUUGAUUUUGAUGGUCAUCUCAGCCGCCGCGAUCCUCCCCGACUUCGGCUCGGCAACAGGUGCGCCCCUCCUCACCGUCCAAGGCGAGUACUGGGGUAUGUCCCCUGACACCGUCAACCACUCUCAAGACGGAAACGUCAUGAUGCUCGGCGUGGGCGGACUCUUCGCCGUUGCGUUCUCCGCCUAUUUCGGGAGGCUGCCGGUGUUGUUUUAUUUUAUCUUGUUGGCGACUGCAACGGCGUAUUGGUGUGCCGGGGCUGUGACCUUUGACAGUUUUAUGGCUGCGAGGAUUUUGAAUGGGUUUUUCUCGACGGUUGCGCAAGCGGGUGGUUUGAUGUUUAUCAAGGAUAUCUUUUUCUUUCAUGAGCAUGCGAGGAAGAUUGGGGUCUGGGCCGCGUCGGUCAUCUUGUCGCCCUACCUCGGUCCAUUCUUCGCCAGUUUCAUCAUUACAACUCAGACAUGGAGAGUUCCGUUCUACGUGUACUCGGGAAUGACAACCCUCGUGCUCAUCCUCAUAUGUCUUUUCGCAGACGAGACGUUCUACAACCGUCAUAUCUCCGCCUCAGAACAACCUCCUCGUGGCAACCGCACUGCGCGUCUCCUCGGCAUCGCUCAAUGGCGCUCCCGCUCCCACCGUGUGAGUUUUCUUGGGGCAAUGAUGCGUCCAGUCCGAGUGAUUAUCAAACCUGUCGUCCUCAUAUCCUUCAUCUACUACCUUCUCACCUUCGCCUGGGUCGUCGGUAUCAACACUACCCUCGCCGUCUUCCUUACCCCGCCCAAACCUGCCGGCUACGGUUUCGGCCCUGUACAGAUCGGGUUGUUCUAUAUCACUCCCCUGAUUGCUGCUUCCAUUGGUGAGAUUUUUGGGCAUAACUUCAAUGAUUGGGUUGCGAAUCGAUACAUCAAGCGCAACAAAGGCAUCUUCGAGCCCGAAGCACGUCUUGUGACGAACUGGGUAGCGACCCCAUUCAUGGUGGUUGGCCUGGUUCUCCUCGGGUUCGGGUUGGAGAAACAGUGGCAUUGGGUUGGGUUGGCGUUUGGGUGGGGGUUGUACGUGUUUGGCAUUAUGUUGGCUACGGUUGCGAUUACGGCGUAUGUGCUUGAUUGCUACCCAGAUGGGUCUGGGGAGGUUGCAGCUUGGGUCAAUAUGGGACGCACGACGGGUGGCUUCGUCAUCUCGUACUUUCAAAUCAAGUGGGCUGCUGAACAAGGUACUGACCGUUCCUUCGGUACGCAGGCAGGCAUUCUCUUUGCGGCCUUCUUGCUGAUUCCCUUGUUGCAGUGGAAGGGAAAAUAUUUGCGGAUCAAAGGGGGGCUGCUGCAUUUCCCACAGUGA
Saitoella complicata NRRL Y-17804 is the source of this 1642-nucleotide messenger RNA. RefSeq names its product MFS general substrate transporter. The transcript has 7 exons. Gene Ontology annotation, molecular function: transmembrane transporter activity. Lineage: Eukaryota; Fungi; Ascomycota; Saitoellomycetes; Saitoellales; Saitoellaceae. The record is from RefSeq and is a predicted model, not a curated record. Gene Ontology annotation, biological process: transmembrane transport. Bases 65 to 1642 code for a protein of 525 amino acids.